AACUGGAGUAUCCGUAGCAUCGUUAACGGCAAGUCUUGAUAUGCUGUUGUCGCGUUUUGCUGUCAUAUGCAGAUUGCAGAAGAAUGAAAAAUUGAAAAAGAAAUCGGUCGAGAAUAUUCUUGAGCUGAAGGAUAUGGUAAAAACUUUGCUGAAAGCUUUUUACUCUCACACAAAAGGACAAAAGCCUGAGAAAAUAAUUUUUUUCAGAGAUGGCGUUAGUGAUACCCAGUUUCAAGACAUUAAGAAAAAAGAAGUAAAUGCUAUUCGAGAAGCUUGCGUCGAAAUACAAGAGGGGUAUCAACCAGCGAUUACGUUCAUCACAGUUCAAAAACGACAUCAUGUCCGUUUCAGGCCAGAAGAUUUCAAUGAUGGAGUCGGAAGGGAAGGAAAUGUACCACCUGGAACUGUUGUGGAUACUGGCAUUGUCCAUCCAGUGCAUUCUGACUUUUUCCUUUGCAGUCAUCAAGGAUUGAAAGGUACCAGCAAACCAGCCCAUUACACAGUGCUAGAAGAUGACAAUAAAUUCACAGCAGAUGAUCUUCAAAAGCUGACUUAUUGUUCGUGCAAUAUUUCUUUUCGUUGCUCCAAAACUUUAUCAAUUCCGGUGCCCGUUCAUUACGCAGAUUUGGCAGCUUAUAGAACCCGGUCACGAUUAUCAACAUUGUCUGAAGAUUUAAAAAAAAGGCAAGCAAAAAGUGGAAAAAUUCUGAAGGAAUUUUUGGAUGCAACUGAGCUCUCAGGCUCAAUAAAAAAUUCGAUGUAUUUCGUGUGAAAAUAAUCGAAGAAAUUAAAUAUUAAUAUCUAUUUUUGUAAUAAGUUAUGUGAUAUGUGUAAACACUCUUUGUGUAUAAUUUACUUUUUGUAAUUUAUUUUUAUGCAAAAUUCAUACACAGUAUUUUUUUAUUAUUUUUGGUGCAUAAUUUAUGCGUUGAAAUUUGUUUU
Parasteatoda tepidariorum (common house spider) is the source of this 942-nucleotide messenger RNA. RefSeq names its product protein argonaute-4. Gene Ontology annotation, molecular function: protein binding; RNA binding. Lineage: Eukaryota; Metazoa; Arthropoda; Arachnida; Araneae; Theridiidae. The record is from RefSeq and is a predicted model, not a curated record.